Molecule: messenger RNA, 1932 nt
Organism: Rasamsonia emersonii CBS 393.64
Lineage: Eukaryota; Fungi; Ascomycota; Eurotiomycetes; Eurotiales; Trichocomaceae
Exons: 5
Coding region: 1-1932 (643 amino acids)
Cellular component (GO): nucleus
Source: RefSeq, a predicted model, not a curated record
AUGCCCCGCAGACAUGAAAAAGUGAAGCAGACGCGCCUCAUGUUCGUACCUGUGGAGUCCUCAUCGCCGGCUGCAGAACGCAGUCCUGGAAGCUCGCCAUUUCGACCGGCAAAACUCAGAUAUGAAUAUCCCUCGAAGGGGCUCGUUCGCCGGGGACAGCUACAACUCGAGGACUUCUCCAUCGGCCGCAACCGGGCUGCGUCUUCGUCAACGAGCGCUUCUAGCGAUGAGCGACCAGGUUCGUCUGCUUUAAGGCAAACGUCUGAUACCUUGAACAAGACACCCAGGCCGGUCGAAACGUCCAGUCCGAUUUCCGACAACAGACACGCCGAAGAGAUAUCGUCGGAUGAUGAAGAUGCUGUUAAAGCACCUGCACGGCGGCGAAGGCGGAAUGUAGUUACUAGCGAGAUUGAGAGCGACAAUGAGUCGGAAUCUGCGUCUGCUAGCACACCUACGAGGAGACAACAAUCUAGUGACAGUGAAGCAUCAGAACAAAGAACUGAAACGUCGCGGAGGCCUUCAACGAGACGAUUACGGUCGCGUCGCGCCGUUCAAGAAGAAGACUCGGAGACAGAAAUCAGGUCCCUUCCCCAGACUAGAUCGGUUACUCGAGGACAGCAAAAUGGCACCGAAGCAUUAUCACCUACGAAACGUACAAAAUCUUCUGCCGUCGAUCUGUCAGGGCUAGCUUCUGCAGAAACAAGUGACGCAGAUGAACUGGUUACACGCCCUACUGGUCGCAAACGAAGAGCAGCUGAACCCAGCGCAACCUUCGUUGUUGACGAUGAUUCGGAUGACUCGGAUGAUGUAGUAGUUUCUUCACCUGCAAAACGACGACGGAGAGAAAAUGUUUCUGAGGAGCCUCGUACUCCGCGGAAGACCUCAGAACAGGACAGGCUUGACUUAGAGGAAGACCUCCGGGAUCUUCAGGAUUCUGCCGUCACCGAAACUCGCACACGAGGUCGCUUCGUGGAUUCUGUCAAAGCAAAGAGACAAAAACACUUGGAGAUACUACGCCGUAGACGGGCUGGCGAGAAAGUGAUAAGCAGUGCCGAGUCCGAAGAAAAUGGUGAAGAUGACUCGGAGAGUACAAGUGACAGUGAUCAUUCAUUCGUGAGAGAAGAACUGGGCCAAAGGAACCCAUUCUCGGAAGCUGAAGAUAGCGACGUCGAAUUAGACAUCCCAGCCAAUGAAGAUCUCGACCAAUACGAAAAGGACUUUGUCCUGGAAGAUAGCGAGGGUGAGCUGGGCGUACCCACAGAAGAGAUGCCCUUUGAGUUCACUCGGCAUAAGUACAAACCACUGAAAGCAUGCUUCCGAGAUGUGGUGGAAUGGAUGGUGCAUAACAAGCUCAACCCGGCCUUUGCUCGUUCCGAUGAGAUGUAUCAAUCAGCUUUUCGAAAGCUAGAUGACGAGGUGAAAGGUCGAACUGGCUCUCAGUUCAUCUCUGCCGUUUGGAAUGCCGACUUCCGUCGGGCGCUGUUGGCUCGGCCGCACAUAGAGAUCACGGCUUUUCCGACAACAGCAAACCAUCCUUGUGAUGCCUGCAAGAGGUCUGGUCACCCAGCGUCUUCUGACGUAAAACUCUAUGGCAAGCCCUAUUCGCUGGAGACACUUGAGCCGCUGGCCGACGAGGAGGACAGUGAUAACGACGGUCUGGACAGAGAUAGAGAUGGGCACGUUCUUCCGGACGAAGAUACUCAUUUCUUGUUGGGCAGGCAUUGCAAGGCCAAAGCAGAGAUGACGCACACGCUCAUCCACUGGCGGUAUCACCUGAACGAGUGGGUCACCGACUACCUCGAACGGAAGGGAUACUUCGAGGACUCCAAGGUGGUCGAGCGCAAUCAGUGGAGCCAGAAAAAGAAGAGCAGGAAGGUCGAUGGUGAGAUGGAUUCCAUCCAUCCAUACAGCACUGUCUGUCUGUCUAUCUAA